Molecule: messenger RNA, 3667 nt
Organism: Ixodes scapularis (black-legged tick)
Lineage: Eukaryota; Metazoa; Arthropoda; Arachnida; Ixodida; Ixodidae
Product: Krueppel-like factor 13
Exons: 2
Coding region: 176-901 (241 amino acids)
Biological process (GO): regulation of transcription by RNA polymerase II
Molecular function (GO): RNA polymerase II cis-regulatory region sequence-specific DNA binding; DNA-binding transcription factor activity, RNA polymerase II-specific
Source: RefSeq, a predicted model, not a curated record
CCAAAAAACCACGAGGGAAACCGCGCAGCAGGCAGAUGUGGGUUGGUGGUCGUGCGUGUACGCUGCAUCUGAGCGGACUUCGCGACGUUCGUGGGACAACGUGCAGCGAGUGAAAGCGUGUCCGAACGUUUCGGCCGACUCCAUAGCCGUCGUGCGGACCUUCCCGAACUCUGCGAUGGCUCUCUGCCUGCGUGCGGACCACGACAGGGACGUCAGUCUCGCCGCCGAAUGCCUCGUGGCUAUGUCGAACGCCAGGCCGCGAGACCCGUACUCGGACUCCGAUCGCCGUAGUCCGGUGUCUCUAAGCACGACCGACGGCAGCGACUUCGUCCGCGAAGAGCAGGCCGCGGACCUCCCGGACUCGUCGGUCUACAUGAUCGCUCGGAUACUGGCCGACUUGACUCGAAUCCCGCAGGAACCGGUGAGCUCGGACGCGCGGCCCGUGGUCGCGGCCGUUAGGCCUAAGGCGCGCGCCGCUUCGAACAAAGCGGCGCCGGCAACUCCCACAGCCACACCCGGCGUCCGCGCACCGUCCGUGCUCAAGAAAGUCCACACCUGCACCUUUGACGGAUGCGACAAAGUCUACGGCAAGAGCUCACACCUCAAGGCACACCUCAGGACGCAUACGGGCGAGCGACCCUUCCCCUGCACCUGGGCGUUGUGCGGCAAGCGCUUUGCCCGCUCGGACGAACUGGCCCGCCACUACCGGACGCACACCGGCGAGAAGAAGUUCAGCUGUCCGCUCUGCACCAAGCGCUUCAUGCGCUCGGACCACCUCACAAAGCACGCCAGGCGGCACCCGGACUUCAGGCCCACCAUGCUCGGAGCGGGCCGCCGCUGCCACCGUGCGGCAGACUCUCUUGGAGACAGUUCAGACCACUCGUUGCCCUCCUCGCCCUAGAAGCGGUUCUCCACCCCCUUUUGCCUUCCACCGCCGGACGACCGGACUUCGACGUUGCGCUCGUUUCGGCGACGGGAGUUGGGUGUAAAGGAGCCGCUGUUCGCGGUCAGAACUCGCGGUGUCGUUGUGUGGAACACUCAGUGUCGAAGGUUUGCUGUGGGGCGCCUGUGAUCUACCCAGAAGGAUCCGCACACCUUGGGACUUGAUUGAACGGUCUACAAUGGAUCACUUACCCAAGCACGCGUUUGAUCCGUCGUCCAUUGAUCCGGCGACUGAGAUGGGUGUCGCGCGUUCGGCGAGCCGAAUUCGACGCGCGGAAGUCGGGCCUCGGAACACUGGCGCCUUCUGCUUCGGGGCCCAGGACACUCGCCGAAGACUUUCGUUUCGGCGUCGGACUCGUCGGCAAGGUGUCAACGUGCUGGUCACAUCUCGGCAUUGGAGGAACCUGCAAGACGUUGUUGGUCGGAGCGCACCAGCGGUCAGAUGUGGCCGGAACGGAUGGCACUUGUUUCAAUGUGGGCAUUGUCUGUGCUGUCCUGUGGUAACCGUAAACCUGUUCUUUUUUUGUUUGUGUGUGUGUGUGUUUGUUUUGCAAGGAAAACCUCGAUGGAGGUUGACCUUUGUUUUUACGGCAUAGUUUGUUAUUUCUAGUUUUACCUGUAGAGUUCUGUUUGCUCACCAUUGGUUCAUAUUUUCAAGACCGUUUAAGAUUUUGUUUCUUUAAUAUAUCUCACCUUUUCUUUUUUUUUCGUGUUACUUGCUGAAAAGUUAGGUUCUCCAACGAUCUGCUUUGUACCAGGCGUUUUCACUCGUCUUAUUAUCCCCAUCCUUUUUUAUGUGCUUCAACUUUACCUUUUUCGAGUAAACACACAUCUUUUACUUUUUUCUGUUUUAGACCUUACCAUCUCUUUCUACGCACAUUCUGACUGGGCAGUGGCGUAGUUUUGCUAGGGAGCUGAGGUGGCUGGGACGUCCAUGAAUUAGGGAGGGGAAAGAGGGGGUCAAAGUGCAUGUGUAUAUAUUAUAGUGUACACUGGAUUUCGGGGGAAGGGGGGGGGGGGGGGGUGCGGAAGCCCCGUAAGCCUCAUAAGUCUACCCCCUGGAUAUGCCACUGUGACUGCGUAACAAGAGACGCUCCAGAUGUAUUGGUGGUUUGCUCAUAAUUUACUCCCUCUACUUCUUGUACUACCUGAACAUCCCAUUGCCUAAGUCCAAUCAAACCAAUCUACAAAAGAAAAAAAGGUAAUGUUUGGCAUUUGAAUAACCACGAUUCAAUCAGAUGUUUGCUCAAAACAACCGUUUCCAUUCUUUUCACCAACGGUACGUCAUCCCAUUCUCAAGAUCUCGCCAGAGGUGUGUUCGGACAUCAUUUGCUAAAUGCAAUCCAAAAUCUGACAUUUUCUCGGUAAUUUCUCUUGUCCUUACAACAUGAAAUCCUCAAAACAAAAUCAACCUUCUCUUUUUCUUGCACCGUGAGCUUCUUCACGGUUCAUCUGAUUGGCAAAAACUUGUCCCUUUGAUCACAUCUGUGUCCCCCUUCCUGUAAAGUGAAUGUAUCCGUCUAGUAGUGCCUUGUGGUGCCUUGAAUGGGCUGAAGAGUGUGUUCAGGCUCAAGUACUGGGGAAGUCUUUGUUGUAGGUUUUUUUUUUCUUCUGGGGUUUGUUUUUGUGUUGACGUACCUUGUACCUGCAAUCCUUUCUUACCUCAUAUCUCAACCAACCAAAUCCACGGGGACCCCCAAAUGUCUUCCGGCACCUCCCACGAGCGGACGUGGGCCAGUUCUAGUUGCGUUUUCCUCCCCCGUCAUUUUGUGUUGAUGAGAGCUUGUCGAAGGCAUUUCCUGGCAUGAUUGAGCUGAUCUUGCUUCUAGCUUUGUAGCAUUCCUGAUUGCCCGUUUAGCAGGAAUGGAAGCGGUGUCUAUGCUUUGUCUGCACACAGCUACGGCUGCGCUUAUAUUGAGGUUGCUUGCGUUAGCUAAAGUUAGCUUUGCGGGUAAGCUGAGAGUCAGUUUUGCGCUUAGCAGAUUUCGUCUAGGGUUUUCUGCCAGAGCUUAGAAGCUGGAUCGUGUAUACUACAUACCAGUGAGCUUCAGUGACUGGUGCAUCGAGGGGCACCCCUGUAUUUAACUUAUUCAACUGUAUUUAAAAGCACAAUAGUUAGGUUUAUUGCUGUUGCAUUUUUGUCUUUGUUGACAUAUGCUAUCUUCUGUGUGCAUGUAAAGAUUUUGUGGCUGACGAGUGCUAAUAAAGCUAAAAGCUGACAAAAUGGAAAUACUCUGGGGUAAUAUUAGUCAUAGCACUUAAUUGAAUGACUCAAUUCGAUAAUUCUUCACUUUCAAAUGUUUUUUUUAAUCCUUUUUUACUUGCUGGAGUAUGGCAAGGUUGUUUUGAAUGAUUGCAUUGUUUAUUGCUUUUAAUGAGUUGAGGAUGCUAGUUUUAUCUCCAUUGAUUUGUUUUGUUCCUUGUAUAUAGUGUACAAUAUUAAUUAUACAAAUGUGUUGCAUGAAAUGAUUGUGUUUUGUUAUAUUUGUUCUGCUCCGACAAAAGGCUCUCGCAUUGCUUUCGUUUUUGCACCAACGCGAUAAAAAAGAGUAUUGAUGUAAUGGCAAGCCUGUACUUACAUACACCACUAUAUUUGUAUAUAUCUAUCAUAUGAACACACUAACUACUGAUCCCAUAGAUUCCCUUCCUAUAAGAUGGUAAUCCAGCGGUGUGUUCUGGAGGGCACCUAAUUUAUAUGCCAAAAAUAAAAAGUUGUUGGAUGCAA